AUGCUUAAGAAACUGUCUCUAAACUUCAACACUGUCAUCGUGAAAUACAUCCCAUUGCAAAAGGCUGAGGUGAACCUGUGCACACUGACCUGGGAUUGCCAGAUCCUGCUGACCGGCUCUGAUGACAAUAGUAUCUGUAUCUGGAAGGUCGCUAACGGGAAGCUCCUGGCGAGACUGAAAGGCCACACAGGGCCGGUGAGAGCGUGUGCUUUCAACACCAACUGUGACUGGUUUGCCAGCGGAUCACACGACCGUACAGUCAGAGUAUGGGACACAGCCAGAGCCAGCUGUCUAAACAUCCUGCACGGGCACAAUAAGAGUGUGGAGACGGUGUGCUUCAGCCACGAUUCCAAGCUCCUGGUGUCUGGAAGCUGGGAUUACUCCGCCAUUCUGUGGGAUCCUGUGUCAGGCAACUUGCUGAAGACUCUCUACGGACAUCAGAACGUUAUCAAAACCAGUGCAUUUUCAAUCGAAGGAGCAUAUUUGGCGACUGGAUCCUGGGAUUACUCGGUGAUUGUGUGGCAUUUACAGAAUGAGAAAAGGAGGAAAACAUUGAUUGGUCACAGCGGGAACGUGAGCUGUGUUGCCUUUUCUCAGCUAGGAAUGCUGGCCUCAGGCUCCUGGGACCGGACGGUGCGGAUCUGGAACACAAACAACGGCAGAUUGAUCUUCACGCUGAAGGAUCACACCGGCUGGGUUAAGGCGCUGGCAUUCCGGAAAGAUGGAAUCUUCCUGGGGACAGCAUCAGAUGACGGCACAGUCCGCGUAUGGGAUUGUGAGGUCGGGAAAUGUGAGCAGGUGCUGCAGGGAAAGCUGGAAACAGUCUUCACUUGUAAAUUUUCUCCGUCUGGCUCCCUCUUCACAGCAGGAACAAUUGAUCUCAAACUUCAUCCCAGGUCCAACCCUCCCACCCCACCCCACACAGAGUAA
This is a messenger RNA of Callorhinchus milii (elephant shark), 930 nucleotides long. RefSeq names its product WD repeat domain 38 (gene wdr38). Bases 1 to 930 code for a protein of 309 amino acids. The transcript has 9 exons. Lineage: Eukaryota; Metazoa; Chordata; Chondrichthyes; Chimaeriformes; Callorhinchidae. Gene Ontology annotation, molecular function: protein binding. The record is from RefSeq and is a predicted model, not a curated record.